Messenger RNA from Drosophila sechellia, 1101 nucleotides. RefSeq names its product survival of motor neuron-related-splicing factor 30 (gene Spf30). The transcript has 3 exons. Gene Ontology annotation, cellular component: precatalytic spliceosome; cytoplasm; nucleus. Gene Ontology annotation, biological process: regulation of alternative mRNA splicing, via spliceosome; mRNA processing. NCBI's taxonomy places the organism in Eukaryota, Metazoa, Arthropoda, Insecta, Diptera, Drosophilidae. Gene Ontology annotation, molecular function: RNA binding. The coding region runs from base 46 to 777 and encodes 243 amino acids. The record is from RefSeq and is a predicted model, not a curated record.
UUCUUAAAUUCACCAAUGUAAAUAGUGGAAUCUGACAGUACUUAAAUGGCGGACGACUUGCAUAAUUAUAAGCUACAAUUGCAACAAGUGGAGGCAGCUCUUCAAACUGAUCCAGAGAAUGAAGAGCUAUUAAAACUCAGAAGUGAUCUUGACGAAGUUAUUACCCUUACUCGUGAUCUGAUACAAACUCAACUGGAAGAACAACAUAAAUCUUCAUAUGUGGAGCCAUCAUCAACCAAAAGAGCUUCGUCCAACUAUUUCGACGAAAUAGAAGCAGCUCUAUUAGAGGCAGAAAAAUUAGUUUCAGCUGCUAAGAUUUGGAAAAAAGGAGACAAGUGUCAAGCUAAAUGGAAGGAGGAUCGUCAGUACUACGAUGCAACUAUUGAAGAUAUAUCAAGUACAGGAGAAGUUAAUGUAAUAUUUGAUGCCUAUCAAAAUCGAUCUACGACCCACGUCAACGAGUUGCGUGAACGUACUAUUCGCAACGAAGUUUUUCCGUCAAACAAGCGUCACAGGCCCAAUCAAAAGGAAUAUUUAAAAAAACGUAAACAAAAAAAGCAACAGCGCUUCAAGGACUUGGAAGAGGAACGAGAAUCAGACAAGAACAAAUGGCUUAAUUUUAACACCAAAAACCAAAAAAAAAACGGAAUGAAAGCAAGAAGUAUAUUUGCGUCUCCGGAUAAUGUAAGCGGCAGAGUAGGAGUCGGCACUUGUGGAACUGCAGGAAAGGGCAUGACAGAUUUUACUGUAGGUGAAAAAUAUAGAAAAGGUCUUUAGAAUAUUAUUGAUUAUACGGCACAAUAAAAAUGUUCAUAAAAAUAUUAGAAAACAAUUAUAAUAAUAAUCUUUAUAAUGAAAUAUAUUUUUGGGCAUGCUCCGGUUUUCAAAUUCGUAAGAAUUUUUCGAUUUGUAAAACGGGUACUUUUGUCUGCCCGAAAUGAAAAGUAAAUGCCGCCGCUUAAACAGCUGUUUAGUAAACAUUCCGAUAUCAACCAUAUUGCGAAAACCAGAGCGCACCUAAAACGAAAUCGAAAGAUUUGCCCAAACCGAAACCCAAAAAAAAAUUACGAUUACUGAAGCAUGCCUGAUUAAAAAAUUUUA